This is a messenger RNA of Sparassis crispa, 2616 nucleotides long. RefSeq lists its product as hypothetical. Gene Ontology annotation, biological process: regulation of DNA-templated transcription; DNA-templated transcription. The transcript is spliced from 16 exons. The record is from RefSeq and is a predicted model, not a curated record. Gene Ontology annotation, molecular function: zinc ion binding; DNA-binding transcription factor activity, RNA polymerase II-specific; DNA binding. The coding region runs from base 1 to 2616 and encodes 871 amino acids. NCBI's taxonomy places the organism in Eukaryota, Fungi, Basidiomycota, Agaricomycetes, Polyporales, Sparassidaceae.
AUGUCACAUCCUGUUGCAGGUACUUCCAGCUUGCAGUCGGACCCACCCCGGAGGAGAAGACAAAGAGCGUGCGACAUAUGCAGGCACAAAAAAAUACGCUGUGAUGGCUCUCAAGUACUGGGAAGACGCUGUUCUCCAUGCAAAGCACAGAAUCUUCCAUGCACCUAUACGGACGAUGUGAAGAAACUAUGGCCAGACAAUCAGUCUGUCGUAGAGCUGCAGCAGAAACUGGAGAGAAUGGAGAGUCUGCUCGCUCAAUUGUCUCCGGGCACCGUGGUUCAGCAGGAAUUAGACCAAACCGUAGAAAACAAUCAACAGACGAACCCCAACACCAGUUUCUCGACUUCCAGGUUCAGCACACCUUCCGACCAACGGACGAAUACCAAUUUCCCGACCUCUACGUUCAGCACACCUCCUGAGCUCGAUGAGACAGAGUUUCCCGACGAAUACGAGGACGCCGAUGGAGCUGUCGGUACCAUAGGCGAGAAAAUAACCAGUAUCCUCGACCCCAUGCAGAACCUUUCCUUCAGCACCCCUCGCUUCUACGGCCAAUCGAGUGGUGUCUUGUCGGUCCACAAGGUGAUCAACUCCAGAAACGAUUCUGCGCAAUCUAGUCCCAGUCCUGAAGGAGAUCCGUUCAAUCUACGGCUUAAUUACAAGAGAGAGAAGUUCUGGAGUGUCGAUCCUUGGGAGCUUCCAGUCGGCGAGGAAAACGAGUGCAACUAUACCUUCCCCGAUCAUGAUCUUCUGAUUUCUCUGGUGGACCUUUAUUUCGAACACGUCAACGUCUUCACACCGGUUCUGCACCGGCCCACGUUCGAGCGAAGCUUCGCGGAAGGAUUACACCUGAAGGACCGGCAGUUUGGAGCUGUGGUGUUGCUCGUGUGCGCUGUCGCGUCCCGAUUUUCGCCGGAUCCACGAGUUUUAUACAAUGGCACCAAUUCAAGGUACUCAGCUGGUUAUAAGUGGUUCCAGGAGGUCCAGAUCGUGGAUAGACACUCUCUAUCGGCGGCUCUGACGCUGUAUGAGCUGCAAAUGUAUUGUCUUGCUGUCUUCUUCUCGCACUGGACAACCACUCCGCUCGCAUGCUGGACUAUCGUCGGCAUUGGCAUUCGGCGCGCGCAGGAUGUAGGCGUCCAUCGACGCAAGGUGCACCGUGGCAAAGUAGAUACGGUUGAAAAUGAACUCUGGAAACGGGGAUUCUGGGUUCUUGUCGUCAUGGAUCGUUACAUGAGCUCGGCUCUCGGGCGCCCUUGUGCUAUGCAAGAUGACGAGUUUGAUCUGGACUAUCCUGUGGAGUGUGAUGACGAAUUCUGGCUGCAGGAUGAUCCUGCUCAAUGCUUCAAGCAGCCGCCAGGCAGACUCUCUGUCAUAACAUUCUUUGUGCUUUACGUCAAGCUGCAGCAGAUAAUAGCAAUGGCUCUCCGCACAGUAUAUUCUAUCAACAUCCAGGUCAAGGUGCUCCGCCGUUUAGUCGGACCGGAUUGGCAGGAAAAGAUCGUCGCCGAGCUAGACUCGUCGUUGAACGAGUGGACGGACCUGAUACCAGAACAACUACGGUGGGACCCGUCCCGGGAGAUCAACCUCUUUUUCAACCAGUCAGCAAUGCUGUAUGCCUCUUACUACCAUGCGCAAAUCCUGAUCCACCGACCGUUCAUAUCCCCGGCCAAGAGGAAUUCAUCUUUGGCGUUACCUUCGAUCGUGAUAUGCACCAACGCCGCGCGCUCGGGGAGCCAGGUUGUCGGCCUCCACCGCCAGCGCUCAUCGGAGCUGCUGCCAUAUAUCCAUAUGCCCAUCUUCACGAACGGGAUCGUCCUGCUCUUGUACAUCUGGGGAAACAAACGGUUCGGGUUUCCUGUGGGGGAUGUGUCGAGAGACUGGGCAGCCGUCCGCCUCUGCAUGGAUGCGUUGAGGGCGGAAGAGACACGAUGGCAGGUUGCGGGUCGAUUGUGGGAUAUCUUACAUGAGCUCACUCGGAUCAUCGAACAGACCGAGCCUGCCUCCCCGGAUUUAUCUCGCCCUUCGGAAGUGACAGCUUCCCACGUUAGAAAUUCUGUGUCGAGCUUCACUGCGCCCUUGUCUGCUGCCAACAAUGACGUUGUGGGAGAGGGUGUGCGGGAAGGCCAAGUGCUUCAAGAGCAGAAAAGAGUCCCAUUCCAAGACUAUCAGCAGAGACGCCCGUCCGAUCGGUUAAGCACGAUGCCAGCCUCAUUCUCGCCGUCCCAGCCACACCGACAGUCCCCGCUCCAGCCGAUGAGCGGCGGUGGAGAGGGCACCAAGUUGCACAACCAGAUGGACCGCAACUUUGCAAGCGGUGCGUCGGACAUGGCGCUCACCGAGAAUCAGCCGUUUUACAACCAUAUGCCGAGCGGGCAAUCGUAUGCACCACAAGCGUGUAGUACCGCGCAAGACAUCCAGACGACGAUAGACAUGGACUGGUCGGCCAUGCAGGGCGUGGAAGGGCUCGACCCGGCGUUCACGGACGAUACGAUCGAGAUGUGGGGCAGCGCGCCGUCGAGCUUUGAGCUGGCCGAUUGGGACAUGUAUCUGAGUAAUGGGAUGGUUGUGACCGAUAAUCCUCCGCUUGGACCGACUUGGGGGGCCAUCCCCCAGUGA